Durusdinium trenchii is the source of this 2582-nucleotide messenger RNA. The record is from the annotation of a GenBank genome assembly. NCBI's taxonomy places the organism in Eukaryota, Dinophyceae, Suessiales, Symbiodiniaceae.
CCCAAAACCGUUCCGACUCGAGUGCUCCGACUCGAACCUUCGCUUCGCCGCACUCGCCGCUCGGACCUUGCCACCAUGUGGUGCUUCAGCCUGCUAUGGCCGAUGCUGGUGGCUGGCGAGCCGAACAUGAACGGUGACUACGUCUUGUCAGCCACCCCUGGAGCUCAACAGACGCAGCAGCGUUUUCCCACACACUUCAGCGAGUACCCUCGGAAGCCGAGCUACUUUGAUGUCUAUAGUCCGACCAUCAAGACCUUGUAUUCCCAGGUCUUUUGGAAGUCGUUGCCACCGGUGGAUCUACCUGACGACGUGGUGAAGCGCUUCGAUGGGAAGGCCAUGGCCGUGGUGGGCUUUGAGAUCGAUCAGGUCCGACGCACUCCCACAGGCGAUGUCCAAGUGCCCAUCACUGUGGCCUACAAUCACCACUUCGAGUCGACGAUGAUUGGCAAGGAUGCGGUCUUUGAGUCGCAGGAGUUGCAAGGCCCGAAGGAUCCGAACGUGCCAGACACCCACGGCCAUGGCAUGCCGCUUGCAUGGGAGCCGGGCGAUCGACGCUGGGUGGUGAAGCAAAAUGCGAAGAAGUCAGGAGAAUUUCCGAGCUCACAAGCCUUCGGCGGCGCCAAUGGUGGAGAGUUUCGAAAAAGCUUCCAUGGCUACGCACCUGGUUAUGUGCAGGUGAUCCAGUCGCCCACGCAGAUCCAGAUCACUCCGAUGCAGAUUGACACUUGGAAUCGGGAGAAGAUGAAUAUCUCUCACCCGACUCGCUUCGUUUCUGGCCCUGUGCCUAGGAGCAGCUUAGCGCCUCAGACCGGACCGGAUGCACUCUACUCGGGGCUCUUGGAGUGUCCCGUGACCACCCGAAUCACCAAAAAGGUCGAAGGCAAGGCAGUUCUUCGCGUGGGAGGUGCCCCCUGUGGGAAGCUGGCGACCUCAGGCGAGGAAUGCCUCCAAUUGGCCCGUACUGCGUUGCCCCAACACCGGCUGACGCCACUUCAGUCGGCUCAGGAACCUGGCUGCUUCGUGGCGGGUGACAUGGAAGAGCUGGAUUUGGUGCAUGUCUCAUUCAAAGCGGAACAUGGGCGUGCCGCCAUGCAGCAGGACUGGCGCGGCCGACGGCCCAUCCCCGAAGCGCUGUGUGGCAGCGAUGCCAAACACUUCGUGGGCAGUAGCAACCCCUUGGUGAACGUCUCCGUGGUGUUGGAUUUGGAGAACUCUGUGGCGCAGAUCUCCCUAGAAGGACCGAAGGAUGUGUGGUUCGGCGUGGGCUUUGCGGCACAGAGCAUGAGCGACGAGCCCUGGGCCAUCAUCGUGGAUGGCCAGGGAGAAGUCUCUGAGAGAAAGCUGGGCAAUCAUCAAGCUGGUACCUUGCUCAAAGCCUCUGUGACGGUGAAGGAGUCCCAGGUGGUGAACUCCCUGCGACGCGUGGUGCUCACGCGGCCCUUGAAAGGUGCCUCUUCCGAGUACUACUCCUUCAAUCCGUUGGAGGAUGGAGGUGCUCAGAUCAACUUUAUCAACGCAGUAGGCAGCGGCCCUACGCUUUCCUACCACAAGCACCGUACCUUGGGCCUUCUGACCCUCCUUCCCACCAGCAAGACGACGCCGGGCGCUUGCGUGUGUGUGGGCAAGGAGGCGCCCUUCGGUCAGGCGAAGGGGACCAUGGAAUACACUGCCUCAGGACCUGGAGAUGAAGGCUCUGGCAGUGUGGCUUUCAACAACCAAUGCUCUCCAGAACCAAGGAGCGACCUGCUGAAGAUGCAGAACCCCACCUGUGACUUGCGCAACUACAGCGGGGGGCAGAUCGCGUGCCAUCACAUGUGGUCCCUGCUGGAUGCGGAUCAACCCAUCCCCUGGACCGAUCAACCCAUCGAGUACUCCUUGAAGAUGCGCUUUUGGGUGGAAGAGUAUGACAAGUCCUACCACACCAUGUUGCAACGUGUAACAUGGGGCAUUGCAUCACCCGUGGAAUAUGAUGUGCCCAAGUGUUCGGAGGGCAUGAUGGGCUGCAGCCUCCAGAAUGGCACUUGGAUCCAUACAAUCCAGGGCACCUUCAAAGGCGAAGGUCGUUUGUCCGCGGCACAUUUCCACUGCCAUGCGCCCACCUGCUUGUCCAUGCAGAUGUACCGAUGUCCUUUGGGAACUGAGGUGUGCAACGCGAGCACUGGAGAGCUUCUCUGCGAGGAGAAGCCCAUCUAUGGACACGGGGAGGAUGACUUUGGCGAGCCCGGCUACAUCCUACAACCUCCUUGCUUGUGGGGCAGUGAGGACUUUGGUCUAACAGCACCUCCCAGUGUGGAAGGCUACGUGUUGGGAACGGUGAAGACCUCCAAUGCCACCUAUGGACACCAUGGAGAGAUGGCGUGGCAACAGAUGUACAUUUUUCAUGACCCUGCACAAAGAGCUGAGAGCUACAUUUGAAGAUCAAUGCUGCUGAAGUGAUGGAGUUGUUUAGGUCUGAGUUUGGGACUGGUGGUUUCCUCCAAGUCCUUUUAUGUUCAUAUUGGCAAAUUUUGAUCAGAUGGGCUCGUAGUAGCAAAGAGAUCUCUUUGGUGCUGGGAUGCAUUUAACAUUUGCUGUCUUUGGCC